Messenger RNA from Penicilliopsis zonata CBS 506.65, 1481 nucleotides. RefSeq lists its product as hypothetical. Lineage: Eukaryota; Fungi; Ascomycota; Eurotiomycetes; Eurotiales; Aspergillaceae. Bases 300 to 1481 code for a protein of 393 amino acids. The record is from RefSeq and is a predicted model, not a curated record. The transcript has a single exon. Gene Ontology annotation, molecular function: acyltransferase activity, transferring groups other than amino-acyl groups.
CCGUGGUGAGGUGGAGAAGUGAAUGACUAUUGAAUCUUUAAUUUAAAUUUAUGAGGAAGAUUAAUAAUUCUCCGUAGUGUCUUGUUGUAUUAUUAUUAUUAUUAUUAUUAUUAUUAUCAGGUUACCUUGGUUAGUGAAUUAUCAGGAUUCAGUUGAGUCAUACCAGGUCUCUAUUUAAAGAUAAUUAUUCAUUUAGUAUUCUAUAAUGAAUAUCUGUUCUAUACUAGAUAUACUGCAUAGUACAGAAUACUACAUCUAAUAAGCUUGGAAAGUAACUACUACAGUACUACAGAGGUACAAUGAUCUACACCCACCACUCAUCCACUGUCCUCCCCAUCUUACGCAGCCAUCUCCCCUACUCAGGAAGCUGUCUCCGGCGCAUCCAACACGCCGAUGCCUAUCCCACGCCGACAGUUCGCAUCUUGGCGACUUUCCCCCCUAGCCAACCUGUUUUGACGUCUACCUCCACCGAGUCCGACGAGGACCCCUGGCUAGUCGCUUGUAUCGACCCCGGGCGCGCCCCAGAGACGAGCGUCUUCCUCUACUGCAGCCUCGAAAGGAACGCCACAGACAGAGGCGGCACAGAUGGAGCUGAAGAGGCGAAUGAUAAUGGGUACGAAUUCUCCGUCGACGAGCCUGUCAAACGCCUCGUCCAGGCCCGGCUCCGAGCUUUGCUUCGCGAGAUCCAGCGGCUCCACCGACUUCAGCCCGCCACAGAAUUGACAGCGGAGAAGAAUACUUCAGAAAUCACCGAUAACUACAACAGUAGUAAUGAUGAAAACGACAGGCAUAGUGAAAAUGGGAACCCCUUUCUUGCCACCCUCCAUCCAGCCUGUUUCGCCCUCCUAACCGUCUCAAACACCUUUGCAGACCCGCGACCCAUCCCGGGGCUCCGAGUCCAUCGUGUGACGAACCCGCCCUGGAUCAAAUACUUAUUCGAAAAGCAGACGGAACCUACGGAUACUGAACGCAUUGAAAGCUCUGUUCUUCCGCCCGGAUAUCGAUUCACUGAUACACACGGCGCCACGGGUGUCCAGCCGCGCCACCAUGCCCUUGUCCAGGCCAGCACGGAGAUCCGCCGGUCCGAGAUGACGCUCUCCCAGAUGCCGAGUGUAGCAGUAUACAAGGACAGUAAUGUCAUUGCCAACGAUGAAAGCAAACGUGAUCCUCAUACUGGGAAUUCCGAUGAGCCUGUCGGGUGGGCCUUUCUGAGCAUCUACGGUAGUGUGGCGGGGCUGUACGUCCAUCCUGCCCAUCGGGGACGGGGUCUUGCGGGCCUUCUUGCUCGUGAAGCGAUGCGGAAGGGGAUGCAGGAAGGGGGGAUCUUCCAUUUACCUACAAGUGCGGGUAUGGAGAGCGAGAGAUACUAUUGUGCGGCGGAGGUUGCCAUGGCGAACACGGCGAGCCAGCGCGUGAUGGAGAAGAUGGGGGCAAGACGUACUGGGAUGGCGGCGUGGACGGUUCUGGAGGUGUCAGAAUAG